Quercus lobata is the source of this 3778-nucleotide messenger RNA. RefSeq names its product ARM repeat superfamily protein. The transcript is spliced from 24 exons. The coding region runs from base 190 to 3513 and encodes 1107 amino acids. The record is from RefSeq and is a predicted model, not a curated record. NCBI's taxonomy places the organism in Eukaryota, Viridiplantae, Streptophyta, Magnoliopsida, Fagales, Fagaceae.
AAAAAAAAAAAUUUAUACCAUCAGUCCAGAGAAGUGAAAUGCUCUAGAAACACACAGAAAUAGCAAGCAACCCCUAAUUCUGUAUCAGUUGAGUAUGAAUCAGUGCGAGGCGGGUAGACAUUUGAAUAGGGCGAAUACUCUUUCUCAGUAGUAAGUUGUUGACAUUGAAAUAAAAACAUCUCUGAGCAAAUGGAAGUAAAAGAAUUAGAAGAAACGCAACAAUUAAUAUGGAAAUCAGAAGAAGAGUCACCACCUCCACAAUCCAUGCUCUCCGUUACGGUGGCCCGCGUCAUCAACACUCUGCUCAGCGCUCGCCCCAAAAAACUCUACGACGCCGUUUCUCGCCUCUACCCAGACCCUAAUAAAAAAACAACCUCAGGGUCUUUGGAGGACUCUCUCUGGUUUUUACACAAGUAUGUAAACGACACCGUUGAGGACCAGGAUGCAUUUGAUCAAAUCCUUCUUCCCAUUAUUCAACAUUCGUGGAAGAAUGGAGGGCAGGCAAUGAUACUUGUUAACUGGCUAUUUCAAGACGAGCUUCUUUUCCGACCUCUGGCGACUAAUCUUGCCAACAUUAUCGUCAGAAAAGACGACCGUUAUAUAGCCCUCGCCUGGUGCAUUCUUGUCCGCAAUCUUCUCGAGUUUGAGACUUCCAUGACUCAAUUUUCAAUGAAUGGGAUAAGGGAGAGGUACAAUGAUGUUUUGAAGAUACUUUCUUCAUGUAUGCCACGUCUGUUAAGUAUUGUAUGUAAAGGAAGCACUUUGCAGGAUGGAUUUGAGUUGCCAUCUCGUCUCUCGGUGUCUGCAGCUGAUUGUAUGUUAGCUCUUACUGAAGCAUUGGCAAAAAAGGUGUCAAGUGACAAGCCGAAAUCAACUUCAAAUGCUUUGAAUCGGCCGGUUACUUUAGUGCCUGAAUCAUCUACUGGUGAUAAGAAAGUGAAACCAGCUUCUAAAUCUUCAGAAGUCUCAAACCUGGAAAUGGGACUUUUAUUUUGGGACCAUUUAGAGGAACUCGUUAAUUUAGUGCAGAGACUCAUUGCUUGGAGCAGAAAAAGUCGAUCUUUACAUGCUAAAGGAUUGGAAAAAGUGCUCAAGUGGUUGCAAGAGAUAAAAGGGCAAUAUGGAUGCUUUCAAGAUGAGGCAGGCUCAAAGAUACUCAAGACUGGAGUAACGUUACUCUCUUCUUGUUGGAAGCAUUAUGGCAUACUAUUACACCUGGAAGAUCGCAAAUUUUCUCAGCAUUACAAAGAAUUGUUGGAACAGUACUUAUCUGGCAUCCAGUAUUAUACAGACAGCAAUACUGGAGGGCAUAGCGAUAGUAAGGAUGGUGGUGUAGAGACCAGAAAAUUUUUUAUAAACUGUUUAUGCCUUUUAUUAGGGCGUUUAGACAGCAAGAAAUUUGAAAGCACCAUUGUGGAAUAUGGGAUGCAGAUAUCACGUGAACUUUUACCACAGCUUCAUUGCGCUAAUGAAGAUGUGAUAGACGGGGUUGUUUGCAUAUUUAAGGCAGUUAUAUUUAAGCCAACUUAUUCAUCUGGAAGCAGUCUAACUGAUACUAGACUGAUGGACUCCAUGCUACCGUUGCUGCUUCACCUUCUAGAUGAGCGGGAUGGCGCAGCUAGAGCUGUUGUUAAGCUGAUCGCAGAAUACUGCUCAGUGAGCAGAGACAGUCGGUGCAUUCAAGAAGUUUUAAAGCGAAUUGCUUCUGGAAAUGUUCUGCAGCGAAGGAAUGCUGUUGAUGUUAUUUCAGAACUUAUUUGCAAAUCAUCUGAUUCAAUAGAUGAACUUUCUCAUUUGGCAUGGCAAGAUGUAGCAAACCAAUUGCUAGAGUGCCUUGGAGAUGAAGAAAGUGUAAUUCGUGAGCAAGCCUCUAGUUUGCUUCCAAUGCUAGAUCCUUCAUUAGUUCUGCCAGCAUUAGUUCGCCUUGUUUACUCUUCAGAUGAAAGAGUUCAGUUAUCUGCUGCUGAUUCCUUAAUUAGGGUGCUCAAAUAUCAUAAUCAGAAAGUUGAAGUUAUUUGUAUGCUGCUUGACUGUCUGAGCAACCUCAAUCAGAGCCUAGAUCUUCCACAAAUUACAGGACAUAUAAGGGAAGGAUCAAAGUUUGAUAGCGAUCAAGUACUGAAGCUAAUCCCAGAGUGGUCAAAAAGUGUUCAAGACUGGAACUGUUUGAUUGGGCCAUUGAUUGACAAGAUGUUUGCAGAGCCAUCGAAUGCUAUUAUUGUUAGGUUUCUGAGUUAUAUAAGUGAACGCCUUGGAGAAGCUGUUGAUGUAGUCAUUUAUCAUGUUCUAUUGCAUAUGAAAGGACAGGACGACAGGAUUGAUGAAAGCGUUCUAUCACGAUGCGAGGGUAGAACCUCUACCAAUGAUGACCCUGUGAAAAUGCAGCAAUCUCUGUUUGAGCGCCUUUGCCCAUUACUCAUUAUUAGGAUGCUUCCAUUGAGAAUUUUUGAUGACCUUAAUUUGUCUGCCAUGUAUGAUAAACUUCUCAUUCAAGGCAUUAUGCAUGGCUGUGGAGAUAUCAACAAGCAUGAUAGUGUUGCUGCUUUCCUUCUAAAUAGGGCAUUUCAUAAGUUUGAAUUUGAAGAUGUACGGAAGCUUGCUGCUGAGCUCUGUGGUCGCAUUCACCCUCAGGUGCUAUUUCCAAUUCUCUGCUCUGAAUUAGAACAUGCAGCAGCUUCUCAGGAUAUAUUGAAGAUAAAAGCUUGUUUGUUUUCAGUUUGCACUUCCCUCGUGAUUAGGGGCAGCGAUUCAGUUAUGCAUCCUGUUAUGCUCAAGAUUAGGAAGACGCUAGAAACAGUUCUCUUAUGGCCUUCACUGAAUGGGGAUGAAGUUUCCAAAGCACAACAUGGAUGCAUUGAUUGUCUAGCACUGAUGAUAUGUGCCGAACUGCAAGCUCCAGAAUCAUUUGCCAACACCUCAGGAAAGAGUAGCAUUCUUGGGAAGAAAGGGGAUGCUGCCUCGAGAAACUCUAUCCUUGGUUAUGUGAUCCAUCAAUUUGUAGACGAUAAGAACAAAGAUGGUCCAACCUCCAAGUUGGGUAAUGAAAACUGUACACUUGAGGCACCAGUCCAUCUCUCUUUCCGGCUGUGCAUGGCUAAUGUUCUCAUCAGUGCUUGCCAGAAGAUCUCUGACUCUCACAAGAAACUGUUUGCUCGGAAGGCUCUCCCAUGUAUCAUCCGUUCUGUUGAGGCGAUAAUGCAGUCAGAAAUUAGAGCUGCAUGCAUCCAGGUUCUCUUUUCAGCUGUCUACCAUUUGAAGGCUGUAGUUCUUCCUUACUCAUCUGAUCUUCUUAAACUCUCACUAAAAGCUCUAAGAAGUGAAUCAGAAAAGGAAAGAAUGGCAGGCGCGAAGCUUGUGGCAUCUCUCAUGGCCAGUGAUGACAUGAUCUUGGGAAGUAUAUCAGGAGCACUAAUAGAAGCUAGAUCCAUGCUUUCAACUGUAUCUUUGACGGAUCCCUCCCAAGAGCUUCGACAAGUAUGCAAACAGUUGCUGAUGUGCAUGACUUCUACCUGAGUUGGUUUGAAGCACUUCUCCAGGAUUGAAGAUCAUAAGACCAUCCAUGUGCCUCAUAAUUACUUAAUUUAAUGAAAUUAUGCUUAUUAGUAGUUGUACAGUUAACUCUCCUGUAUAAGGAUAGAGUUUUAAGGUGGACCUUCUUUUAUUAGCUAUAUGAGGUGAGGGUCCUACUUUUUAAUUGGAGGACCCUCCAAUUCGUGGUUUGUAGCUUAACUGACGUGAUCCUUGUUAGCAGUGGCAGCUAAUGAUUUGGUCUUUGUAA